Molecule: messenger RNA, 4634 nt
Organism: Athene cunicularia (burrowing owl)
Lineage: Eukaryota; Metazoa; Chordata; Aves; Strigiformes; Strigidae
Gene: EPS8
Product: epidermal growth factor receptor pathway substrate 8
Exons: 24
Coding region: 774-3320 (848 amino acids)
Biological process (GO): regulation of Rho protein signal transduction; Rho protein signal transduction; positive regulation of ruffle assembly
Cellular component (GO): ruffle membrane; vesicle; plasma membrane
Molecular function (GO): actin binding
Source: RefSeq, a predicted model, not a curated record
AGUGAGUUUCAUGCCUGCCUGCUGCCCACUGCCUUCAGCUCUGAACCUACCAGGGAGCCUGGAAAAAUAACCCAAUUUGCAGACCUAAGACCUUAUUCUUAGAAAGAUUUGCUGGAAAACACCAGGUCAAGGAUCGACUAGCACCACUUGAGAAGAUUCAACAACCAAACUGCUGCAAACAGUAGCUGAGCGAUAUCUUCCUUUCUUCAUUUUAAAAAAGUGUUUAGGAAAAUUCAUGUCCUUCCUGGAGAAGCUGUCAGGGCCACGACUCUGGCAGUGAUGGCUCUGACUUCACCUGCCUCUGCAAAUGAGUCACGGAGUGUUACGAAAAGCAAGGAUCUGCCAAGUCUCUCUUCUUGGAACUGAGUGGAAAUUUCAGCAAGCAGCUGCUCUUUCAUUAGUUUAUACUUUUCCUCCUCGGGUUUCUUGAAGGGGGCCUGGAAUCACAGAAACUUUGUGGCAUAAAGGACCUGUUGCUGUGUGUGGAUAACCGUGGCUCAGUCCUAGAAAUGUCUUUGUGGUUGGUCUAGAUCUGAUUUUGAUCUUUGUGAGGAAUCUCAGUGAAGCCUGGAAGGAAACUCGGGUAUAUACUUGAGCAGUGACUUGUCCUGUUGGGCAACUGGCUUCUGAGUGAUCCUGGAGACAUGCCAGCCACUUGAGCUGAAUCAAGGAGUGGCAGGGACAGCAUCUACCUGGGCUGAAGUUUUAAUCCUAGGCACGUGGCAUUAGCAUAAGUCAUCACUGAUUAUUUCCCUCAGUAAGGGACAAUAAGAAUGAAUGGACAUAUAUCAAACACCCCUCCUGGUGGAUAUGGAAGUUAUUUUCCUCAAAUGAAUGGCUAUGGUUCCCCAACAUUUGCUCAAGCAGAGAGGGAGCAGAAUUCAAGAACAAGUGCAAAAGCUCUUUAUGAACAAAGAAAGAAUUAUGCACGAGACAGUGCCAGCAGCAUAUCCGAAACUUCACAGUAUCAUGUAGAGCACUUGACCACCUUUGUUUUGGACCGAAAAGAGGCAAUGAUUACGGUAGAUGAUGGAAUAAGGAAGCUAAAAUUGCUGGAUGCCAAAGGCAAAGUGUGGACUCAAGAUAUGAUUCUUCAAGUUGAUGACAAAGCUGUCAGUUUGGUGGACUUGGAAUCAAAGAAUGAACUGGAGAAUUUUCCUUUAAGCACAAUUCAGCAUUGCCAAGCUGUGAUGAAUGCAUGCAAUUACAAUUCAGUUCUUGCAUUAGUAUGUAAAGAACCAACCCAAAACAAGCCUGAUUUGCAUCUUUUCCAAUGUGAUGAGAUUAAGGCUACCUUUAUUCAUGAAGAUAUUGAAAGUGCAAUCAGUGACAGCAAAAGUGGGAAACAAAAGAAGAGGCUUGAAACACUGAGAAUGAUAUCCAAAGCUGACAGUGCUAUUCCACCGCCGCCGAGGGCGCCUGCCCCUGUGCCACCAGGGACCAUCACCCAGGUGGACGUGAGAAGCCGUGUGGCGGCGUGGUCCGCGUGGGCUGCUGAGCAGGGGGAGUUUGAAAAACAUAGACAAUACCAUGAUCAUGAAGAAACAGCAGAGAUAAUGGCAGCCAGGAUUGACAGAGAUGUUCAAAUUCUGAACCAUAUUUUGGAUGACAUUGAGUAUUUUGUUACCAAACUUCAAAAAGCUGCUGAAGCUUUUGCUGAACUUUCAAAGAGGAAGAAAACUAAGAAAAGUAAAAAGAAAGGACCUGGAGAGGGGGUUCUUACUCUACGUGCAAAACCACCACCUCCAGAUGAAUUUGUUGACUGCUUCCAAAAAUUCAAGCAUGGCUUCAAUCUUCUGGCCAAAUUAAAGUUCCAUAUCCAGAAUCCUAGUGCAGCUGAACUGGUUCAUUUUCUCUUUACUCCACUACAUAUGGUGGUACAGACAACAGGAGGUCCAGAACUUGCUGGUACAGUACUAAGUCCCCUCUUAACAAAAGAUACUAUAGACUUCCUACGAUACACUGUCACCAGUGAGGAAGGACAGUUAUGGAUGUCAUUGGGUGACACAUGGACCAAAGCCAGAGCGGACUGGCCCAAAGACCAUUUUAUUCCACCUUAUGUCCCCCGUUUCCGAAAUGGUUGGGAGCCUCCUUUGCUGAACUUCAUGGGAGCUCCAAAGGAGCAAGAACUCAAUAAUCUGGCUGAGUCAGUGGCUAAUGUUGCAGAGCAACAGCGAAAGCAGGAAUUGAAAAGACUGUCAACUGAGCCUCCCAGUGUUCCCGACUACCCUCCUUCCGAUGGGUAUGCAUUCAGUAACACGGUUUACAAAAGAGGGCCUCUGCUGGACCAGGGGGCAGCUGUUGCUGCCUUUAAGCAAACUGUUAGCCGACAUGUAGAUAGAAACUAUGAAGCACACAGUAAAGCACAGACCAAGAAAUAUGCCAAAUGCAAGUAUGAUUUUAUGGCAAGAAACAAUAGUGAGCUUUCUGUCAUGAAAGAAGAGAUUGUAGAGAUUCUGGAUGACAGAAAGCAGUGGUGGAAGGUUCAGAAUAAAAGUGGCAGCACAGGCUUUGUGCCAAACAACAUUUUGGACCCUCUGAGGAAUCAAGAAGGUGGUCUAGGAUGGUCAGAGCCUGCAUAUACUCGCACCAUCCAGCUGUUGAUGCCAAAGAAGGAGUUUGAAUUAUUUAAGCAAUUGCUGGGAGAGCUUUCAGAGAAACAAAGGACGGACUAUGUUGCAAAACAACCUGACACAGUUCCUGCUACUCCUUCGCCACCUCCAGCACCUGCUCCUGUCCCCAUGGCUGUCCCUCUCCCGCCUAGCGCACCAGCACCUAUACCGGUUCCUGUGCCGAAAGCACCAGCAACCAUCAGCCGCCAAAGCAGCACCUCUAGUGACAGUGGUGGUAGUGUUGCACGUGACACCCAAAGGCAGAAGCAAGUGCCUGUGGAUCGCAGGAAAUCGCAGAUGGAGGAGGUUCAGGAUGAACUUGUUCAUCGACUCACCAUCGGCCGGAGCGCUGCCCAGAGGAAGUUCCAUGUGCCACGACCAAAUAUCCCGGUAGUGAACAUCACUUAUGACUCUUCGCCUGAGGAUGUGAAAGCAUGGUUGCAGUCCAAAGGAUUCAAUCCUGUGACUGUCAAUAGCCUUGGCGUGCUGACGGGUGCUCAGCUUUUCUCCCUCAAUAAAGAGGAACUGAGGACUGUUUGCCCAGAAGGAUCUAGAGUCUACAGCCAAAUUACGGUACAGAAAUCUGCCUUGGAGGCUAACAGUGGUAGUUCAGAACUGCAAGAAAUUAUGAGAAGACGACAAGAAAAAAUCAGUGCAGCUGCCACAGAUUCAGGUGUGGAGUCCUUUGAUGAAGGAAGCAGCCACUAAAUGUUUCCUCUUUUCUUUAAUUCCAUUGUCCAUAGCAUUAUACCGUUCAGCUUUGCUUUAGAAAGCAAUGAAGGGGAAUGUCUUAUUAUAUUGUAAACGUAACUAGCCACCAUAAAGAAAAUUUACAGUAGCCUCUGCAGAACUACCUGCUGCUGGCUUCUCAUUAAAAACUACAAGAUGAGAAAUUCAAUGGAGAUUCCUGACAGGUGAAAAUAUUGGCAUGUCACUCAUUUACACCCAAAGAUGAGGCUUGGCUUUAUGGAAUUAACAUGACAUAAACUGGAACGUGUCUGUGUUUGUGAUUCAUCCGAGGGAAGCUGAGCCAGCAAUAAAAAAGCAUUUGAACCCUCCUUCAGUAAUAAUAAGAUUCUGAAUCCCAUCUCUUGCUGUAGUGUGCAAUUAUGUCUUUUUGGCUCAAGUCUUUCCUGUCGUGCGUUUGGCUGCAGGAUGUAUACUUAAGUCAUUGAUGCCAGCAAUUGGAGAGGAAAUGCUUAGAGAAUGAACAGCAGCCCAACUUAGACUGAAUCUUUCUUGCAUCAUUCCCAAAAUGUUUUAUUACUAAUGAUGCUGUUUAUAGCACAAUAAUACUCUGUAAAUUGAUUUUUAUCAAUAUUUCACUCGUGCUGAACUAUAGUAUUGCACAAGAAAAAAUAACUAGAAAAUAGUAACACAGCUCAGCUCAAAGAGGUGAUCAGAUAUGCUGUAGGUAGCCAUGAAACAAUUUGCAGUACUUUUUUUUUUUUUUUAAAUAUACUUGCAUUUUUUUGUCUGUAAUUUAACUCAUCAGAAGAACAGUGUAUAAUCUAGACUUCUCUGUGUGUUGAUCCCAGAUGUCAGUUUUUCCUUAUGUAAAAAGCUAUUGUACCUUUAUAAAAGUAAUCUUCUGGAAAAGUGGAUUCUGGAGGCAAAAGGGAGAGAAAAGGAAAUAUCCCUUCCAGCAAAUACUAUUUUUGAAGAUGCAAUGAUUUUUGUCACAAAACGUUCUGUUAUUUCACAUGGUUGUGUGAUUUUAUAUAUAAUAUAUGUAUUAUAUAUAAUAUAUAAUAUCACUUAAUUUAGACAGAUUUAAUCAUCUAGUUUGAUUAAGUAUCAUAGUGCCUUUUUCACAUGAAAGCUUAAAAUCUGCAAUAAACAGUAUUUCUUGUCUGUUAAAUAGUUGUAUCUUUGUGGCUACAAAGAUGGUAUUGAAAUAAGAAAGUGUUCUUGAUUUUUGCCAUUAGUUUGCUCUUCCUCUGUGUAUAAGGGAACAAAAAAAUCCUAUUCAUUUUUCAUUAUAGAAAAAUUAAAGAAUCUUAAUAAAGGUGUUUAGUGCCA